AUGCGGGCGCAGGAACAAUGGCAAUACUGUACUGGCAUCUCCUUAGGCGAGGGUCUUACGAGAGUCCAGUUCAUUCAAUGCGACCUCGCAGGCAGCAAAGCUGCCAAGAAUGCCGCCAAUGAAUUGGAGCAGCGGAUUGACAGACUUGAUACCUUAAUAUGUAAUGCUAGUACGCCUAGCGCUUCACUAGUUUGCUGGCUUGUCCUGUUCCUACCAGACGCUUUCCGCCCCUUCCUCUGUCCCCCAUAUAUGCAUGACAGGCUCGCUGUUAAUAUUCUGCGAAAGCCAUUGGCGUGUAAUCCGAUUAUAAACGAUCGCUACAAGAUGUUGAGCAGGUCUUAUGCUUCGAAUUGCGUUGGUCAUCAAGUCCUGGCAACCCAUCUACUGCCCCUCAUGAAGCGUACCAUCGCCCAGGGCAAGGCUAGCAAAGGGAGGAUUGCGGUAGCUAGCUCGUCUCUGCACUCAUUAUGUCGUGAGCUCGACCUCAACCUUCUCACCUCACCUACCUACCCUAAACCGCCAUCUAUUGAUGGUGUGUGGCGGUAUGCUCGCGCGAAAGUAGGGACUAUCCUCUUUACAAGGGAACUUAAGCGUCGGUUACUACAGGAAGAGGAUUCUGCAAGUAGCAAGGUUUACGUUGAUGCCUCUUUCCCGGGUAACAUAGUCACUGAUCAGUGGAGUGUCUGGGACAAUCUAGAGGAUGGGGCUGCAGCUGCCAUAUAUUUAGCCUCGAGUCCAAAGGUGGCAGAGAACGGCGCUCGUGGCCAGUACUUUAUUCCUGUUGCAAAGCCGUACGGCACAACUCCUAUUGCUAGCGAUAUGAAACUCGGGCGUGAUCUUUGCGCUGCUCCUUUCGCCAUACUAGAUCACUACUUACACAGCCUGUUCCCCCUGCAGGAUUGGAUAGAUGCCAAAUCAGCAGAGGCUUUAAGCGAUGGACACGAUAAAACUCGUACCGUGGGUAGGUAG
Molecule: messenger RNA, 969 nt
Organism: Aspergillus alliaceus
Lineage: Eukaryota; Fungi; Ascomycota; Eurotiomycetes; Eurotiales; Aspergillaceae
Product: putative short chain dehydrogenase/reductase
Exons: 3
Coding region: 1-969 (322 amino acids)
Source: RefSeq, a predicted model, not a curated record